UCUCAUUAAAAACUAGUGUUGGUCAAAUAGUGUUAAAGGCAUUAUCCCGCUACAGAGCUUGCAUCGUAUGAACAACUGAUUGUAUUCGAAUUUAAGAUGUCUUUCAGUGGACUCCAGAGGAACAUCAGUGAAAACCUGGAAAUCUUGACGGAAUGGAAUUAUUUAUGGCUUCGUGUAAGCUUUCCACUAACGCUUUUGAUCACAGCUGGAAACACCAUCGCUCUCACAGUUUUCUUAAAGAAGUCAUUUCUUAUUAAGAAGUCCACCUACCUUCUGGUGAACUUGACCAUUGUGGAUUUGCUGGUUGGUGUUUCGGCCGUCGAAAGAUCACUUGCAGUUUUCUUGCCAUUUCAUCAUCGCCUCUUCAAAUCAAGCCAUUAUUUGAUUGCGAUAGCAGUUGUUUGGCUUCUUACAGUUUGCGGAUUAGUAACUAUCAUCAUCAUGGUGUCCAAUUUUUUCAACACGGCUAAAUCACAUCAUCUUCCUUGGCUCUUUACUCUUAGUACACCAGUUUUAUCGCUUGCUACGAUGCUCGCCUCAUAUCUCUCCAUUUGGAUCAAACUGAAAUUCUUCACCAAGUUUCGUCGCUGUAGAACAAUCCAAGAGAACAGUAAAUUGACCAAAACACUAUUCAUAGUGACCUUGGUUUCACUAGGAACUUGGAUGCCAAAAACUAUUCAAGAUAACAUAUAUUUGCAUAAUAUUUACGAUAACCCAGACGUAAUUCUGUAUGCAAUCUUAACAUCCUUGCUUCUUAUAAAUUCUCUUUUGAAUGUAAUAGUAUAUUCAUUUAGAAUGCCCGAAUUCAGGAAAGAACUAAGGAAUAUGUUUUGUAAAUGCAAAUGAAGAUCGACGAGUGAAGUGCAAUUUGGUUUGAAAUAAAACAAGUGUUUACAACAACUGUACGACCGCAUAGCACGCAAAAAAAAAAAAAAAAAA
Messenger RNA from Actinia tenebrosa (Australian red waratah sea anemone), 939 nucleotides. RefSeq lists its product as uncharacterized. The record is from RefSeq and is a predicted model, not a curated record. Gene Ontology annotation, biological process: G protein-coupled receptor signaling pathway. Lineage: Eukaryota; Metazoa; Cnidaria; Anthozoa; Actiniaria; Actiniidae. Gene Ontology annotation, cellular component: plasma membrane. Gene Ontology annotation, molecular function: G protein-coupled receptor activity.